AUGGCGGACUCGAAGCAAGAGCUUCAGUUUACCGACUCACCCGGCCAGACCACACCAGCGUCCGAACCAGACUGGACAGAUUAUGAGGAGGCGCGAGCCAGAAGAAAAAUCGAUACGUCGGUAUUGCCGCUAUUGUACUUGGGAUUGCUCGUGUUCCAGCUAGACCGGAUGAACCUCGCCAGCGCCCUGACGGGUGGUUUCGCCAAAGACAUUGGAGUCAACCAGGAUACCAUCAACCUAGGGAACCAGCUCAUGUUCCUCGGAAUCGUCAUCCUCGAGAUCCCCUCCAACAUGCUGCUCCAGAAGGUCGGUCCUCGCAAGUACAUAUCAGCUCAGGUCAUGCUCUUCGGCCUGGUAGCAACUCUCCAAGUGUUCCUGAAAGAUCGAAAGGGCUUCCUGGCAUCGCGCAUGGCCCUCGGCCUCGCCGAAGCGGGCUACAUACCCGGCGCCUGCUACACCCUUUCGACGUGGUAUAGGAAGCAGGAACUCGCGAAGCGCGUGGCCGUCUUCUUCUUCGGCAUGUUCAGCGGUAAUGCGCUCAGCCCGGUGUUAGCAUCCGGUAUUCUCAAGUUGGAGGGCUCGCGGGGGUUGAGGGGCUGGCAGUGGCUGUUCUUGAUCGAAGGCGUCUUCACAAUCUUCGUCGGCCUCUCCCUCCUCUUCCUCCUCCCCGGGUCCCCAGACACCCCCGACCCGCUCCUGAGCCCGGGUCUCAUCCGGUUCAAGGGCACCGAGCGGGCGAUCCUCCAACGCCGGCUCGAGCUCGACGACAGCGAAAAGCGGCACGGGGCCCAGGGCAUGCGCAUCCCGCCGAAGCUGGUCCUCAAGACCCUGCUGCACUGGCAGCGCUGGCCGCACUUCCUCAGCAGCUUCGCCGUCUUCUCCACGUGGAGUCCCCUGACGACGUACACGCCGACCAUCAUCAUGAACCUCGGCUUCAACCGCAUCCAAGCCAACGCCCUCGCCGCAGUCGGCGCCUCCCUCGCCCUCCUCGUCGUCUUCGUCGUCGCCUGGAUCAGCGACAAGACCAACAAGCGCGGCUACUCCGUCAUCGGCGCGCACCUCUGCUACCUCGUCGUCCUCGUCGUGGCCCGCACCGCGCACCCCCACGUCGGCAAGUGGUCCCGCUGGGGCCUGUGGACGGCCGUGAACAGCUUCGCCGUGGGGUACCACCCCGUGCACAACUCGUGGGUGCAGCUCAACUGCCGCGAGCCGGGGGAGCGGAGCAUCAGUAUCGCGAUGUGGGUUAUGUUGUCCAUCAGCGGACUGAUGGUCGGGACGCAGUAUUAUCGAGCAAACGAUACACCCUUCUAUCAAACAGGUUUGCGAACGCAGAUCAUCAUGGUAUCGGUCGGCAUGGCGUUCGCGAUGUUGCAGGUCGUCAUAUACACCGUGCAUAACAAGCGUGUGGCCCAGGGGAAGUACAAGCCUAAGGAUGGCGAGAUUCCUCGCAUAUACGUUCCAUAA
Messenger RNA from Colletotrichum karsti, 1464 nucleotides. RefSeq names its product alternative sulfate transporter. The record is from RefSeq and is a predicted model, not a curated record. Lineage: Eukaryota; Fungi; Ascomycota; Sordariomycetes; Glomerellales; Glomerellaceae. Gene Ontology annotation, cellular component: membrane. Gene Ontology annotation, biological process: transmembrane transport. The transcript is spliced from 7 exons. Gene Ontology annotation, molecular function: transmembrane transporter activity. The coding region runs from base 1 to 1464 and encodes 487 amino acids.